Neltuma alba is the source of this 970-nucleotide messenger RNA. Its product is annotated as poly [ADP-ribose] polymerase tankyrase. The record is from RefSeq and is a predicted model, not a curated record. The transcript has 6 exons. Gene Ontology annotation, biological process: positive regulation of protein catabolic process; protein ubiquitination. Lineage: Eukaryota; Viridiplantae; Streptophyta; Magnoliopsida; Fabales; Fabaceae. The coding region runs from base 47 to 682 and encodes 211 amino acids. Gene Ontology annotation, molecular function: protein binding.
CGGCCCCGAGGAUCCCCCGUAGGCAGGUAAAGAGUGGCCGGGCAGAAUGGCGGUUCCGGGUAGGCGCAAUGGCCUAAACGACGACGACGACGACAACUUCGAAGAUGACAAUGCCCUCUUUGAAGAAAAUGGCCUAUUGGAGCUUGAUGAAAUUGAUACGCCUCCUCAUCUCCGCGACCUAGCUGUCGCCUCUCAGUUUGGUGACCUCGAUAACCUCCGCCUUGCUCUAGAUAACUUGACUGGAAGUAUUGAUGAACCUGUAGAAGAUGGGGAUACCGCUCUACAUCUGACCUGCUUAUAUGGCCAUUUAUCGUGUGUUCAGCUACUUCUGGAAAGAGGAGCGAACAUGGAAUGUAAGGAUGAAGAUGGUGCUAUUCCAUUACAUGAUGCUUGUGCAGGAGGGUAUGCUGAGAUAGUCCAACUGCUACUUAACAGAGGUGAUAAUGGCAAUGCAGAGCAUAUAAGGAGGAUGCUUGAAUCAGUUGAUUCAGAGGGUGAUACGCCUCUCCAUCACGCUGCUAGAGGCGAGCAUGUUGAUGUCAUUAGGUUAUUGCUGUCUCAUGGUGCAUCUCCCACAAAGACCAACUUAUAUGGAAAGACCCCAGCAGAAUUGCCUGACCACGGCACAGACGCAAGGAGAUUGCUGGAAGCCGCGGCUGCUAGUUCCAUACCAUCUCACUAGCAGUGUGAUUGGUGUGACGCGUUGAGAUUCAUGUAAACAGAUAUUCUAGUUUUGAUGUCGAUCCGUUAAGCUAUUGCUUGGAUAGUGCUGGAAAUUCAAAAGUGAUACUACAGAGAACACGUCAGUUCCUUUUUAGUUUUUACCUUUAUGCUGAUUUCAGACGAUGAUCGUAUUUAGGCCAGAUUAGGAAAACUUAGAUGCGUGAGCUUAAUAUUUCAGGUUAGCUUAUUCAAUCAUAAGAAUAUGUGAACUUUUUGUUCCAUCUCAAUAAUUCAGCCGCUCACUCCC